Medicago truncatula (barrel medic) is the source of this 1725-nucleotide messenger RNA. RefSeq names its product 7-deoxyloganetin glucosyltransferase. Bases 48 to 1460 code for a protein of 470 amino acids. Gene Ontology annotation, molecular function: quercetin 3-O-glucosyltransferase activity; quercetin 7-O-glucosyltransferase activity. Lineage: Eukaryota; Viridiplantae; Streptophyta; Magnoliopsida; Fabales; Fabaceae. The record is from RefSeq and is a predicted model, not a curated record. The transcript is spliced from 2 exons.
UCCCUUGUUUUUCAAGCAAAUAUAUAGCAACUUAAGUUUCAUCAAAGAUGAGUUACUUUGUUGAUAAAAAGCCACAUGCUGUGUUGAUUCCAUAUCCACUUCAAGGUCAUAUAAAUCCAUUGUUAAAACUAGCAAAACUUCUUCACCUUAAAGGCUUUCACAUAACCUUUGUCAAUACCGAAUACAAUCACAACCGUUUGCUUAAAUCAAGAGGUUCUAAUUCUCUUGAUGGUUUCACUGAUUUUGUCUUUGAGACUAUCCAAGAUGGUCUAACUCCAAUGGAAGGUAAUGGUGAUGUUAGUCAAGACUUGGCAUCUCUUUGUCAAUCAGUUGGAAAGAACUUCAUUCAACCCUUUGGUGAACUUCUUCGUCGAAUUCAUGACUCUGCCGAUGCUGGUCUUAUUCCACCAGUUACUUGCUUAGUAGCUGAUUUUUACAUGCCAUUUACCAUACAAGUUGCUGAAGAGAAUGCACUCCCAAUCCUUCUCUUUUCACCAGCCAGUGCAUGUAACUUCUUAACUACUUUCCACUUUCGUACAAUAUUUGACAAAGGUCUAAUACCGCUCAAAGACUGUAUUCCAGGAUUGCAGAACUUUCGACUGAAGGAUCUGCCUGACAUAAUAAGGGUUGAAGAUCGAAAAGAUCCCAUUUUAGAAUUUGUCAUUGAAGUGGGGGAUAGCUUACACAAAGCCUCUGCUAUUAUCUUUAACACUUAUGAUGAACUUGAGAGUGAUGUAAUGAAUGCGCUAUAUUCUGUGUUCCCUUCAUUAUAUACCAUUGGACCAUUACCUUCACUACUAAAUCAAACUUCACAUAAUCACUUGGCAUCUUUAGGUUCCAAUCUUUGGAAAGAAGAUACCAAGUGUCUUGAAUGGCUUGAAUCAAAGGGACUUGAGUCUGUUGUUUAUGUGAGUUUUGGCAGCAUUACAGUUAUGACUCAAGAGCAACUAUUAGAGUUUGCUUGGGGUUUGGCCAAUAGCAAGAAACCAUUUUUGUGGAUCAUUAGGCCUGAUCUUGUCAUUGGCGGCUCCUUUAUUAUGUCAUCUGAGUUUGAGAAAGAAAUUUCAGAUAGAGGUCUAAUCGCAAGCUGGUGUCCGCAAGAGCAAGUAUUGAAUCACCCUUCAAUUGGUGGAUUCUUGACUCAUUGUGGAUGGAACUCAACGGUUGAAAGCGUACUUGCUGGAGUGCCAAUGUUGUGUUGGCCAUUUUAUGGAGAUCAACCAAUAAACUGUAGAUAUAUCUGCAAUAUAUGGGAGAUUGGAAUUGAAAUCGAUACUAAUGUGAAGAGAGAGGAGGUCGAGAAGCUGAUCAAUGAAUUGAUGGUGGGAGAUAAAGGAAAGAAGAUGAGGCAAAAUGUCGCAGAGUUAAAGAAGAAAGCAGAAGAGAACACCAGUAUCGGUGGUUGUUCAUACAUGAACUUGGACAAAGUUAUUAAGGAGGUCUUGCUUAAAAAAUAUUAAAGUGUGGUUGUGAAUUCAUUGAUCUUCUAUUGAAUUUGUUUCAUUGUCAAGCAAAAAUGAUGCAAUUAAUGUGGUGCUAGUUAUAUUUAAUAUGUAAACCAUAUAGUUCAUUGUACUUUAAACUAUGUAAUUGUUCCCAAAGUGAUAAAAUGAUUUGAUGAAUGUGAAAGUGUCAUACAGCCUCUGUAACUCAGAUUCCAUUACCUAAGAUGGAAAGAAAAUAUCACUUUAGAAAACACAUAUGAUCAAAUAAUUACAUUUGUAA